AUGCCACGAAGUAGCUCACCCUCAACCACUUCGACAGAAUCUUCAUCCUCGUCAGAGGAGGACUCUUCGACAGAGGAUUCUUCUUCUUCAGAAGAGGACUCGUCAUCAGAAGAAGAUUCUUCGUCAGAGGAGGACAGCGAUCAGGACCAAAGUUCAGUAGAUACAAAUGUGCCCGGAGGAGGGGGAUACGCAGACAAUUGGGGAUCAAACACUCCAACAACUGCACGGGUAGUACGAUUCUCCCACGGGAUUCAUGAUAUCGGCAGCCUUGUCGCUGAUCAUCAGCCAAGAAUUAUCCAAAUCGCCCGACCAUCCAGUAGGCGCCGCCAUUUCCGAACCGUGAGGAGACUGUACCGAACAGCAAGACGAGUUUGGCGAGGCUCCUCCAUUCCUACGGAAAGAUACUAUAUUGUUUAUCCACCAACUAGGAGGCUAUCCGGCAGUCACAUGACGCCUCUGUCCGGAUCUCGAACCACAACUGCAGUGCCUCAUCAAGACCGAGGAUUUAUCAACCACAUGGUCCCCCCAGGUGGUGAUGUUAUACGUACCGCAACACCUCCGCCGCCGUGGUCCGUCUCCGGGUCUGUCGCGUCGAGCGGAUAUGGCUCUGACAAAGAUCAAUGA
This is a messenger RNA of Pestalotiopsis fici W106-1, 624 nucleotides long. RefSeq lists its product as uncharacterized. Lineage: Eukaryota; Fungi; Ascomycota; Sordariomycetes; Amphisphaeriales; Sporocadaceae. The record is from RefSeq and is a predicted model, not a curated record. The coding region runs from base 1 to 624 and encodes 207 amino acids. The transcript has a single exon.